AUGGCAUCCCUUGAGAAUGUGCUGAAGAAUAACGUCAACCUGGCAGAAUAUGGCCCAGGCUUGGUGGCUGUUUUCGUGGGCGGAACCAGCGGAAUUGGCGAAGUGACUGCUCGAGCCUUGGCGUCCAAAAUCAUUGAGGAACUCCGUCAAGUCAACCCCAAGGGAGAGAUUAGCUUUGUGUACUGCGAUGCCGCCCGCCUCAAGAGUGUGGAUGAGGCUUGCAAGAGCAUCCAGGAGAAGGAGGACAAGGUUAAUCUGUUGUUUAUGACUGCUGGAAUAUUGACCACCAAGGGGCCAGAUGAAACGGAUGAAGGACUGGACAAGAAACUCAGUCUGCACUAUUACUCUCGCAUGCGCUUCUUGACCAAUCUCAUGCCUCAACUGACCAAGGCUGGAACGACUGCCGAUGGCUCCUCCACCAUCCCAGCCCAACCGGGUCUCUACCGAAAUCUGUCACGCGUGGUAUCCGUCCUGGAGGCCGGUGGCGAAGCGCCCCUUAUCCUGGACGAUCUAUCACUAAAGAAAAACUACUCGCUCCGAAACUGCGCCAAACACGCCAUCACCAUGACCUCCCUGUCGAUGGAGCAUCUGGCACCUGUGUACCCAUCAACCUCCUUUGUACACGCCUACCCCGGUGUGGUGAAGACAGGACUAAUGCGCGACUUCGGGGCGAUCACCCGCACUGCCAUGAGUGCGCUUUUUGUUCUGGCCCGCCCCUGGAUGGUGCCAUUGGACGAGAGUGGUGAGCGGCAUCUAUACGCCGCCACUAGCCCCCGGUUUCCGCCACGAGCGUCUAAAGACGUUGAGGAUGCGGCACCGGGCUCCGACGGGUCCAAGGGUAGUGGUGCGUAUCUGUUGCAUUGGGAUGGAUCCGAUAAUGGAAAUCGGAAGCCCCUGCAGGAACUUCGCAAGAAUGACACGGGGAAGUUAGUGUGGCAGCAUACUAUGGGAGUGUUUGAGUCGAUUUGUGGCAAGACUACUGCAUAG
Molecule: messenger RNA, 987 nt
Organism: Penicillium subrubescens
Lineage: Eukaryota; Fungi; Ascomycota; Eurotiomycetes; Eurotiales; Aspergillaceae
Exons: 4
Coding region: 1-987 (328 amino acids)
Biological process (GO): secondary metabolic process
Source: RefSeq, a predicted model, not a curated record